Messenger RNA from Drosophila navojoa, 1085 nucleotides. It is a transcript of the gene Prosbeta5R1, whose product is annotated as Proteasome beta5 subunit-related 1. Gene Ontology annotation, cellular component: cytoplasm; proteasome core complex. NCBI's taxonomy places the organism in Eukaryota, Metazoa, Arthropoda, Insecta, Diptera, Drosophilidae. Gene Ontology annotation, molecular function: threonine-type endopeptidase activity. The record is from RefSeq and is a predicted model, not a curated record.
AUAACUUAUUUUUCUAAGCCCUUUUCAGAUUUAGUAUUUGGCCCUUUAAAAAUUUCUCAAAAUUAGCUGUUCGCUCUUAGACAUUAGACAUGGCCUUAGAGGCGAUAUCGGGCGUGAACAAGCUGCCCUUCAUGAACAAGUUCGAUGAGGUGCAAAAGAAGUGGGAUCUGCAGCAGAUUCAAAUAGCCACCAGCAACUUCACCAAUCCCUAUUCAUUAAUGGCUCCGCCCUUCGAAAAUCCAGCCGUAAAUCUGCCAAAAAUUCUGGAGCACUGCAAGGUGCGCAUGGAGUUUGAUCAUGGCACGACGACGUUGGGCUUCAAGUAUCAGGGGGGCGUGGUGCUGUGCGCCGACUCGCGGGCCACUUCCGGCGAGUACAUCGGCUCGCAGACCAUGAAGAAGAUCGUGGAGCUGAAUAAUUAUAUGCUCGGCACCCUGGCCGGCGGCGCUGCGGACUGCGUGUACUGGGACCGCGUGCUGGCCCGCGAAUGCCGGCUGCACGAGCUGCGCUACAAGCGCCGCAUCUCGGUGGACGCCGCGGCCCGCAUGAUGUGCAACAUCUGCGCGGAGUACAAGGGCAUGGGCCUCGUCAUGGGCAUGAUCCUGGCCGGCUGCGACGACGAGGGCAGCAAGCUCAUCUACGUGGACUCGGAGGGCAUGCGAUCGCACGGCAGUGUCUUCUCCGUGGGCAGCGGCUCGCCGUACGCCCUGGGCGUGCUGGACACCGGCUAUCGCUGGGACCUGAGCAACGAGGAGGCCUACGACCUGGCACGUCGCGCCAUCUAUCACGCCACCAGGAAGGACGCCUACUCGGGCGGCAUAGUGCGGCUCUAUCACAUCACCGACAAGGGCUGGCGCAACGUCUCCAAUACGGACUGCCACGAGCUGCACGACGUCUUCGAGAACCAGCCGAUGAACUACGAGAACAAUCCCAAUAUGCCCUGCACGAGCCGCGAGUGGAUCCUGCAGAAGCUUCGGCAGGAUGUGCAGGCCCAAAUGGCGGCCGUCACCACGGAGAAGGCAGUCAAUGUGUAAGGCUUUACGUUUGUUUUCCAAUCGAAAGAAAAUUGAGAGAGAAAAACCAAA